This is a messenger RNA of Hypoxylon fragiforme, 1605 nucleotides long. RefSeq names its product RPB5 subunit of DNA-directed RNA polymerase. The transcript has 3 exons. The record is from RefSeq and is a predicted model, not a curated record. Gene Ontology annotation, molecular function: DNA-directed RNA polymerase activity; DNA binding. Gene Ontology annotation, cellular component: RNA polymerase II, core complex; RNA polymerase III complex; RNA polymerase I complex. NCBI's taxonomy places the organism in Eukaryota, Fungi, Ascomycota, Sordariomycetes, Xylariales, Hypoxylaceae. Gene Ontology annotation, biological process: DNA-templated transcription. The coding region runs from base 254 to 958 and encodes 234 amino acids.
UUUUUUUCUUUCUUGAUCCUUCCUACCAGUAAAUCACACAUGCAAGGCUGAACUUUCGACUUCCAAUCUUCUUUUGCAUUGUUUCUCUCUUUGACCUUUUACUCGUCAAUUCCUAAUCCCACCCACGUCCUCACUUCGACUUUCCUACAACGUCACUUCGAUCUCCAGCCAUUCCUUACGCACCAAAUCUUAAUCUUGAACCAUAAAUAGGCAUAUUGAGUACACGCCCAACUUUGGCGCAUAAGCUCCCAACAUGUCGGACGAUAACCCUGCCAAUGCAGUCAAUGAGAAGACCGCAGUCAAGACCUGGCGAGCCUGGCGAACCGUUCACGAAAUGGUUCAGGAUAGAGGCUAUGAGCUUUCCGACGUCGAAGUGAAGGUCUCCCUUGAGCAAUUCAAGUCUAUCUACUGUGGUGUCGAUGGCUCUGUCACACGAUCAAAACUCAAGUUCUCUGCACGACCGAGUCCCGAAAUGAUCAAGAAAUACUCCCCUCCAGCAACCCCAGCGAACCCCGACCCUAAGGCCGACGUUGGAACUAUCUGGAUAGAGUUCCUAGACGAGGACUCGCUAGGUGCGGAGCAAAUGCGAAAGUUUGGACGCUUCUGCGCCACUGAGAACUACCACACCGGAAUCCUCGUAUCCCACGUAGCCGUGUCCGCGUCCGCGAAGAAGGAGAUCGCCAAGUUCUCCCAGUGGACUUCGAUUGAGUGGUUCCUGGAAGAGGAUUUGUUGAUCAACAUCACCCAUCACGAGCUUGUACCGCGCCAUGUCAUCCUUAGUAGGGAAGAGAAGGCCGCACUGCUCAAGCGCUACCGUCUCAAGGAGACUCAGCUCCCUCGUAUUCUUCAGAAGGAUCCCGUCGCCAAAUAUUUCGGCAUGAAACGUGGUCAAGUCGUCAAGAUUAUCCGUGCCAGUGAAACGGCCGGCCGCUAUGCCAGUUAUCGGUUAUGUGUGUAGGUCUUUCUACAUCGAAGCCAUAAUCAUUGUCGACACCAUCGAAAACCCAAACGAUUCAUAAAGCCUAGGACUAGAAAGACUGAGGAAGAAGAAUGAAGAAAGAAUUGAAGAAGAGAUGUGGAUAUACAAUACUUUACGCACAACAAUAAUCGGCGUCUAUGAGCAUGAAACCUUGAUUGAUUUGGUAGGGGAUGGCGUUCUACGGAUCUCACAUGCAAAAAAAGAAAACAGACUGGAAAUUCCGAACAGAGAGGAUAUAUUCCGAGUUUGAGAGAUGUACUUGUUCUCCAGAUUAAUUCAUCCUUAAUAAGGGCAGAGUCGGAGACACGGGCAGAUACCAGUAUUGUGUUUACCAGCACCUUAGGUGUGGUAUCUAAUGGAUGGAUAAAAGGCAUUUUUUGACUCUACCUUGGAGGGUAUGUAGGGUACCCUAGGAGGUAGGUAGUCAAUGAGGUUUUACAUAUAACAUCGUGCUUGUUCUGCAUACACGCUUAUGUGUCUACGUUCGUAGGUAUCUAAUUACGUGCAAAUACCUAACUUGGUACUAUGUACCAACCAACCAACCAACCAACCUACCUACCUACUAUCCGCCUGCCUACUUUCAUAGUCAAGUACUAGCAUGAGUAAACAAGAUGAAUUCUGCUGAA